This is a messenger RNA of Mollisia scopiformis, 3983 nucleotides long. RefSeq lists its product as uncharacterized. The record is from RefSeq and is a predicted model, not a curated record. Gene Ontology annotation, molecular function: RNA polymerase II cis-regulatory region sequence-specific DNA binding; zinc ion binding; DNA-binding transcription factor activity, RNA polymerase II-specific. Gene Ontology annotation, cellular component: chromatin. The transcript is spliced from 5 exons. Gene Ontology annotation, biological process: regulation of transcription by RNA polymerase II; DNA-templated transcription. NCBI's taxonomy places the organism in Eukaryota, Fungi, Ascomycota, Leotiomycetes, Helotiales, Mollisiaceae. Bases 192 to 3650 code for a protein of 1152 amino acids.
CAGUCUGUGGCCAUUGGAAAGCCCGUAUGUCAGAACCUCCAUUCUUCUUCCCUUUGCCACGAUCGCUCUGCUUUCCACGCCGUCAGGAACGAAUGAAAGUGUUGAGUCGGCCAUAGCCAUAGCAUGCCAAACCGAGUUUCUGGAAGCUGUUCGCACAAUCUCUCCAACGCCUCCUUCCUUCUUCCUCGACGAUGCUGAGCGAGUCGACAAUUCAUGUCCAGACGCCCGCCAUGCCAGCUGCAACGUCAUCUGCUGGUGCUGCCAAUGGUGGGCUGAGUAACGGCGAGAAUGGUGCUUCUUCCAAUACCAAAUCCGCGAACAACUUCCCCCCACCAAAGACGGACAAACCUCGACCUCACGUCUGCGGCACUUGUCAAAGAUCAUUCGCCCGAUUAGAACAUCUCAAGCGUCAUGAGCGAUCACAUACAAAAGAGAAGCCAUUCGAAUGUCCCGAAUGUGCGAGAUGCUUUGCCCGACGGGAUCUGCUUUUACGGCACCAACAGAAGCUUCAUAUGACUACGACACCUUCCUCAAGACCCAGGAACCGAAGAGAAAGUGUUGCGAGUACUGCAACUGCAGCUUCAGGUAGAGUCCGAAAAGGAUCAGUAGCCCAUAGCAAUGGCGCGACGACAAUGAGACCAAGAGCGAACACAAUUAGUCAUGUCGACGGAGCUCACAUGCAACUGAUGGCGGCUGCCAAUGCCAAUGUAGCUCGACAGAACCUUCAACAGCAACAUAGCCGUCAUCCAAGUCUUGCGGGCCUCCCAAUGCACAAUGAAUACCAAUUUGGUGGGAUGUCAGCAGCCCUUGGUCAGCGCGGCAUGAAUCAUGGAUUACCCAAGCUGGAAACUCAACAUUUCAAUACCAUGGACUUUGGAGGUGGCCUAAGAACUGCACCAGUAGUCGGUGGAUACAACCCGGACUUUGAUUUCGAAGGACUUCUUUUUGGCCCAGACUCGACCAUUAAUCCUAAUGCUUUGCACUACAACGAUUCUCCACAAUCAAUGGCAAUUGACGGUCCGUCUCCCUACCAACAGGGUUUCCCAGAUAUGUCUGGAGGCCAAGCUAUGGAAGAGAGUUUUGAGUGGAUGAAUGGUUUUGAACAACAUAUGUCCUUCCAUGAUCCCAAUGAAAAUGCAAUUCACGACGAGUCCUCUCCUUCUGCAAUCAGCACCGCGAGUCAAAGUGGCAUCAGCGAAGUUAUGCUGGACGGGUCCAACAAUACCGCUGCUGCCUCGGCAUCAAUGUGGCAGCAAUCGAUGAUGGCACCUCCAAUGAUGACUCCAAAUCCUUUCACCAUGGAAUUGGGCAAUUCUGGCUUCCACGAUUUGAUGAAUGGUGGAUCUUUAUCUCCACAUGGCCUGCCACCCAAGACUGCUAACGACCCUUACUUUUCGACACCUCCACCUUCGAUGAGCUCUCUAAGUCCCUCAAUGAUGCCAGGAAUUACUACUCAAGCUUUCCAUCCUCCAAUGAACCUUGGCCCCGAAACACCAAUGUCUAUGAAUGGCAGUAUGCAUUCUGUUGGUCCAUUAGCUACGAUUACAGAUGCUACUAGACAAGCCCUUGUAACUGCUUUGGCACAGUGCACACCUUUUGGUGGUCGAAAAUACUCUUUCCCAGCACAAAGUUCACCUCUAUCCCCGCAUUUUCCUGGACGUGCACAGAGUGUUAGCGAUUCGUCAAGGAACCUUCCAAGUACACAUGACCUGCAACGAUAUAUUGGGGCUUACAUUCGAUACUUCCAUCCACAUUUGCCGUUUCUUCACAUACCCACUUUAUCCUUUGAUGUACCCGCAUAUUCGAACGAUGGUCGAACCAGUGCUGGUUUGGUUGGAGGCCGUGGAUGUCUUAUUCUGUCAAUGGCCGCAAUCGGUGCUCUCUAUGAGAUGGAGCAGGUACAAUCGAAGGAUCUGUUCGAUUCUGCAAAGAAGAUGAUUCAACUCUACCUUGAAGAGAGACGAAAGGCCGAUGUUCGAAGAGCCGACCAUCGUAGAGCUAGUAUCGAUCAUGGCCCACGACAAUCAGAGAUUCCUGUCCAUACACCUGUUUGGCUUGUUCAAGCGAUGCUACUGAAUGUCGUGUACGGUCAUAACUGCGGGGACAAGACUGCUGGUGACAUCGCAAGCACGCACUGUGCAGCAUUGGUUAGCCUAGCUCGCGCUGCAGAGUUGCUCAAACCAACCCCACGUCACAGUCAGAACCAGCAAGACGUUCAGAUGCAGGACGACUCGAUGUCGCCAGAAGAGGGGUACUAUGCCAACAUCAAGAACGAGAUCCCAGAUGAACAACAGGAGUGGUACAGCUGGAAAAACAUGGAGGAGCGUAAGAGAACACUCUACGCUGUUUUCAUCAUGUCAAGUCUACUGGUUUCUGCAUACAACCACACGCCCGCCUUGACAAAUUCCGAGAUCAUGCUCGAUCUUCCUUGCGACGAGGAGUUCUGGUCAUCGGAAAAUGCCCAGAGCUUCUAUGCGAAAGGAGGUUCUCGAAUGGCGGAUAAUAACCAAAUCACGUUCCAUGAUGCUCUUGGCGAACUUCUUCGAACCAGCGAAAAGCAGAAGCAACAACAGCAGCUGGCGCAAGGACAAGCUUUUGGUAACGUCAACAUGCAAGAACUUCCAAAACCUGACAUCCAGCCCAGCACCUUUGGUUGUCUUAUUCUCAUCAAUGCUCUUCACAACUAUAUUUGGGAGACUCGACAAAGACACCACAACAAGGUUUGGACGAAUGAGGAGACGGAAAAGAUGCAUUGUCAUAUCGAGCCCGCCUUGAAAGCUUGGCAAGCUGCGUGGGCAAGCAAUCCGCAUCACAGUCUCGAGCGACCAAAUCCAUAUGGCUUUGGACCAUUGUCUGCUGAUAGCAUCCCUCUGCUUGAUCUUGCAUAUGUAAGAUUAUUCGUGAACCUUUCACGUUCGAAAGAAAAGUUCUGGCAGAGAGAUUGGGAUGGAAUGGCGGAAGAAUUGUCACGAGAAUCUUCCGACCCUUCAGAGAAUUCCGCAGCAAGCUCGGUGUUUGUAGAUUCGCCUCCAACCUCGACGUCGUCUCCGGACUUCAAAGCAGGCCGCUUGCCUCAAAACAGUGUGAGCUCUAUGAAUUCAGUCUCGACGUCUAAGCGUGAGCGCCAUCUCCGCAAAGCUGCUUUCUAUGCUGCGGACUCGCUGUCAAUGUCGGAUAAAUUAGGAGUCACGUUUGCAGACUUCACUUCCCGGGAGUUGCCAUUACAAUCAGCGAUGUGUGCAUUUGACUGUGCUCAAGUGCUCGCAGAAUGGGUGGCAACUGUUCAAGAGCGUGUUGGACGAUACCUUGGAAUUCUUGGCAAGGAUGACAUUGACUUCACACAAGUUCCUGGCAUCAUGCUGCUGGAAGAGGAAGACUGCAAGCUGCUCACGAAAGUUCAAGAGGUUCUCAAUAGCGCUGAAAUUAAGAUGAACUACGAGCUUGCUGGUAUGGGUACGGUUGCGCAAAUGAAUGCAGCUGCUCAGAGACUUGACAAUUGUGGAUAUGGUAGCAAGAUCUUGAAGGUGACAGCCUACAUGUUGGAUAGGGCUGCCAUUUGGCCUGUUACCCAUCUUAUGGCUCGUAGCUUGGAGACACAGGCUAGCCACAUGCGGGCGCGUGCUGAGGAGUCAGUCGCACAGCGUGAAUAAGGGAGUUCUUAUUUCACAAACACAAAAGUCCCCAAAUCCAAAAGCGAAGAAAGAGACCAAAAAGCAUACCCCAAAAGCAUUUCAAAAAUAAAAAAAAGGAAUCUGGUGGUACAAUAUCGACUUGCAAAUCAGAUCCAACUGGUACAUAUGGGCGGUCAGAUUGUCUGUCAGGAGCCGUUGCUUUACCUUCAGUUCAAAUCAACUGAGCUCAUGGUACGACGAAUCUAUCGACAGCAUUUGGCAGAAUUUCGAGCACCAACACGAGACACUCGUUAGUGUCGUUCCACACAACUACUUCUUUACAAAAAACGUCAGAUUACAAUGUUCAUAUAG